GCCGUCCUUCUCCUCAUAACUUCUUAUUUAUUAGAUUUCUCUGUCCCUCGCCCUGUUAACACUAGCCUACUACUACUGUGGCUUUGUGGGGUUGGAAAAAGAUGGUUCGGUCUCCAUGCUGUGAGAAAGGGGGGCUCAAGAAAGGACCAUGGACACCUGAAGAGGAUCAGAAGCUCCUAGCUUACAUAGAAAAACAUGGCCAUGGAAGCUGGCAAUCCCUGCCGGCCAAAGCUGGGCUUCAGAGAUGUGGGAAAAGCUGUAGGCUUAGGUGGACUAACUAUCUCAGACCAGACAUCAAGAGAGGAAAGUUCAGUUUGCAGGAAGAACAGACCAUCAUUCAACUUCAUGCCCUUAUUGGAAACAAGUGGUCAGCUAUAGCAACUCACUUGCCCAAAAGAACCGAUAAUGAGAUCAAGAACUACUGGAACACUCAUCUUAAGAAAAGAUUAGACAAAAUGGGCAUAGAUCCGGUAACCCACAAACCAAAAGUUGACGCCUUUGGCUCCGGCCAAUCCAAGGAUGCUGCCCAUUUAAGCCACAUGGCUCAGUGGGAGAGUGCUCGCCUAGAAGCUGAAGCAAGAUUGGUCCGUGAGUCCAAACUAACAUCAAAACCUCUCGAAAACCAAUUCGGCUUCUCAUCACCUCAGCUCUCCGCCAACAAAGCCGCAGUAGCAGCAGCAGCAGCGGCAGCUCCACCAGUUAGACCAAAGUGCCUUGACGUUCUCAAAGCAUGGCAAGGAAUGGUCUCCGGCAUGUUCUUCGUCUCCAGCGACAGCCUCGAGUCUCCAACAUCCACGUUAAAUUUCUCAGAAGCGGUCCCAGUGGUUGGAUUUCACCAUGAAAGUUCAAUGGCUAUCCCUCCUCCACUUCAGUUCCCGGCUUGCAAUAUUACAUGCAAAGGAGGGAUGAAUGAAGAUGUUUCGAACAGCGAAUACGAAUGGAAAUGCUUUGAGAAAUCAAAUCAAAUGGCACCACAAGUGAAAGAAACAUUGGAUGGAUCGAUUCCAGUGCAUGCAAUGAGUACGUACAGUACUGAGAAUGCAUGGGUUUUGGAUUCUUUUAGGGCGGCAGCAAAUGAGAAUGCAUCUAUAGUGAAUAUCGUGGAGGGACUUUCUGAUAUUAUACCAUAUAACUCCGGUGAGCAGAACUCGUCCAUGGCCGGAGAAAACACAGCUACUAUUGCAAGCUGCGGUGCAGGUGGUAAUCUUGAAGAUCUGCAGGGGAAUUACUGGAAUAGCUUAUUACUCAAUUUGGUGGAUCCUCCACCCUCUGGUUCACCUGUGUUUUGAUUAAUAAUUAUCAGAAAAAAGAAGAAAAAGAAAAGAAAAGAAAGGAAAAUGGUGAAUGUAGGAGUUGAUAGCGAAAUGGAGUAAUAAUUGUGCAUUUGAAUGUAUUAGGUAUGGCAUUAUCAUCACCUUCUGAAUAAAGUUGUUCUUUAGAUGUUAGCUCAA
Molecule: messenger RNA, 1451 nt
Organism: Hevea brasiliensis (rubber tree)
Lineage: Eukaryota; Viridiplantae; Streptophyta; Magnoliopsida; Malpighiales; Euphorbiaceae
Product: transcription factor MYB16-like
Exons: 3
Coding region: 102-1289 (395 amino acids)
Source: RefSeq, a predicted model, not a curated record